UGACAUAUCAAUGUUUCCAAGCGUUGAUGCGUCUACCUGUAUUUUUCUACCAUGAUUUCUCCCCAAUAGUUAACAUCAAAUUUUCAUUGUUAUUGUGUUGAUUGUUUUGUUAUGAUAAGACGCGUUUUCUUUGGACAUUGUUUAUAAGUGAAUAAUUAAUUCAUAAAGAGAUUUUUAUCUUAAAAUGGAUUGCGAAGAUAUGCAAAUGAUUAUUUCAGAAGAGCCAAACUUGUCGGAACGCAAGGAAGGAGGAAAGCGAGGACGCAAACCAGGACGUAAGGCUUCGAAUGAAAAAGUCGACAUCAAAGCUAAACUUGAACGUAGUAGGCAAAGCGCCCGAGAGUGCCGUGCUCGUAAAAAGUUAAGAUAUCAGUACUUGGAAGAGUUGGUAGCUGAUCGGGAAAAAGCUGUACUAGCCCUGAGAGCGGAAUUGGAGCGAUACAAACAAUGGAGCCAUAAACUGGGCGAAGGACGCAUUCCCAAUGGAUUUCAGCAGUUAUUAGAAGAAUCUGGAAUUCUUAAACAAGAAAUAUCAUAGUUAAUAAAUAAAAGUGUAUCACAUAAUUAAAAUAAGUACCAAACAUUGUUUCUACCAUAGUAUUUGUAUACAUAAAUAAUAUAUUUCAUCCUAAAUGUUAAUAUGCAA
Molecule: messenger RNA, 646 nt
Organism: Musca domestica (house fly)
Lineage: Eukaryota; Metazoa; Arthropoda; Insecta; Diptera; Muscidae
Product: REPTOR-binding partner-like
Exons: 4
Coding region: 185-538 (117 amino acids)
Biological process (GO): regulation of DNA-templated transcription
Cellular component (GO): nucleus
Molecular function (GO): DNA-binding transcription factor activity
Source: RefSeq, a predicted model, not a curated record